UUUCAACUCCGUCAGGACAACUGUGAGGGGUGGGGGGGAGCAAGUCGAAGUCAUAAAAAACAGAGAGAAGUAACGGAAUACAAGAGAAAAUAGUCCACCAAACUGAUCGAGAUUAAUCGGGCACUUACUCCUGUCAUUGGACCAACUGGCGUUAGAAAGGGUGUUGGACACUCCCCUUGCCCAGCGACAGAAUGGGACAAUAGCUGUGGGUGUUGGAUAUCGUGCCUCCCCCCUCCUCUUAGUUUUCCCCUCCUACAUAUCCAGGACACAUACACAAUUUCUCUCACAUAAUACACACCCCAUGACCACUCUGGCCCCCACAAGCUAUGUCAUCCUUUGCUGUGAAGGGGCCAUGAGGGUUGUACUGGAUUUCUCAUGAGUGCUGCUGUUAAGGACCCUUGGGGAACAAAACUUGGGGAACAAGACAAUCCGUUUCCUUCAAGUGGACACUUCCUCCUGGUUCCUACUGUUCUGGUGGAGUUGACAGAAGCUUGGGUAAAUCAUUAUAUCAUGACAACACCAGAGGACCACUGGCAGUUUUGUUUUGAGUCAUAUAUUAAAAGCCUGAAAGACUGCCAAUCAUUUAUCUGACUCUCAAACUUGGAGUACUGCUUCCUUGGCCCUCACCAUGUUCACGCUGCAGUCCAAAUGGCGCUACCUGAUCAUGCUCUUGGGUGUCCAGUUGGUAGUCAUGGCUAUUCUCUCCAGAGAGGGCUACCAGAAAAAAGUGUCCUAUUUUUUUCGGAUUUUCCGUAAACCGGAUUCUGCAGGGGGAAAUGUAGUCGGUGGGCGGAACCACACGGACGUCUAUGCCAACCUUUCCCUACUGGGCCACACUCUGACUAAAGAUGACCUGCCCUACUGCCCCAAGCAGUCUCCUCUGAUUGGUGGACCAAUCCAUGUCACCUUCCCUUCUGGGCUUACACUUGCCGAGGUGGAGAGAAAGAAUCCACUUGUUGUCCGUGGGGGGCGCUAUAGGCCACCGAACUGCGAGGCACGCCACCGAACUGCUAUAAUCAUUCCCCAUAGAAGUAGAGAGCAUCACCUUAAGUUCCUCCUCUACUAUCUGCAUCCCUUUCUUCAGCGUCAGCAGCUCAACUAUGGCAUCUAUAUCAUUCACCAGGCUGGUAAUUACACCUUUAACAGAGCGAAGUUGAUGAAUGUGGGUUUUCGUGAGGCCAUGAGGGAGGAGGAUUGGGACUGUCUCUUCUUCCAUGACGUAGACCUGAUUCCCGAAGAUGACCGCAACACUUACAUCUGCGACACUCACCCCAAACAUGCCGCUAUUGCCAUGGACAAAUUUGGCUACAAGUUGCCUUACAAGAUGUAUUUUGGAGGAGUGUCAGCUCUGACACCUAGGCAGUACCUCAAGAUGAAUGGGUUCCCAAACAAUUACUGGGGCUGGGGAGGCGAAGAUGACGACAUCGGAAUCCGGGUUUCACUCGGAGGAAUGCUGAUCAGUCGCCCUGCUGUAAAAGUGGGCAGAUAUAAAAUGAUCAAACACAAGCAUGACAAGGGCAAUGAAGUGAAUCCCAGAAGGUUUAACAUGUUGGCAAAAACCCGGCAUACAUGGAAAGUGGACGGUAUGAACACGGUGGAGUACGAGAUUGUGUCUCGGGAUUACCAACCACUUUACACCAACAUCACCGUCAACAUUGGCACAGAGAAAGGCCUGUAUCUGGCAAAAAAAGCUGCUUCCUAGUCAGACUAGCCAAGCAGUCUUUCCUUGUGCCAGUGCAGCACAGCCUGCAGAACUCUUUCUCCAUAUACACUGGCCAGUGAUUCAAAAGAGACAUCCUGCCUUUAUUGCACCACAGACCUUGUUUCUGUGACUGUGGUGCCACCUAGUGGUCCCAAUAUUCUCUGCCUAUUUGGUCUGUUCUUCCCCAAAUUUUGACAUCUUAUACUGGUUCAAUUUCUCCUUCAGGAUGCAGAAGAUAACUGGUACUGACCUUUCCAGGAACUCAUGGCCUCUUCAGUGAAGGAUCACUCUGAAGGAAGAAUGUGUUUCCCAAUGGACAAACUCUUCGUACAUCCUCUGUGCCCAAGGGCACCAUUAAAAACCUCUGUUGCCUUAGAAUCAAGCUGCACUCUCUCCUUACAUUUCUCAUAUGAUGACUGAAGUGUUGCCCAUGGUUGACAUAGAGAUGGUUAAAUUCGUUUUCUGCCACUGCAUAAGAAGCAUUGUUUGCUGCACUACUCCGUGUCCGGUGCAUUAUGUCCAGUAAAUUAGUACUGUAACUUUAUGCAGGUGUGUGGAGUGGAGUUUUUUUUUUUUUUUUUUUAAUGGGAUAGUUCACCCAAAAAUUACAAAUUUAAAUUUGGUUAUUUUAUUCACUCUCAUGUUGUUAUAAAUGCAUAUGAUUUUUUUUUUUUUUCCACAAAAGAAGAAUUUACAUUUUUAGUUGAACUAUUUCUUUAAUCUUUCAUUUUGAGUAACUCCAACUCUGGCCUCUUUUUGGUAGUAAUAACCACUUUACAUGUACUGGUGUUUUUCAUUUUUAUUUAUUAAUUCCCGAAUUGUCGUUAUUGCGCUUGGUUGGCUUUAUAAUCAAUGCGCUUCCAUUCAAGACAUCAUAUUUUACCUGCAUGAAUUUCUGUUGCAUUUUUUUGUUUGAUUUGCUUGAUUGAGCAUUUGUAAUGGUUUUUCUUUUGGCUCUAUUAGUGAUAGGCAUGUUGAAUAUAUCUCUAUCACUCCGUUUGGUGAGAGAACAUAUCACAUCAGUUCAGAAAGCAUUGUCACCCGAGUCAAAUUGAAAUGUUUGCUAACACACCUAAUUAUACAAACUUAAGCUUUGAAUCCGUUUCCGUUUCCUUUUGACCGCACAGCUUGUUAAUUCAAAUGAAAUUGACCAACCAAUUAUACAGUUCUAUCUGAAAAAUUGUUAGAAAAACAUUGAAGCUCAUUGAUAGAAACACAAGCAGAAAGAAUUUGUGCAAAUUGUUUGGAAAACCUCGCGUAAACUGUUCCAAUGAAUUGAGCAUCCUAAAGUUUGUACAACCGUACUUAAAGAAAUUGGUAGAUUGAAUUAAGGUUUAAGCAUGAUUUAGAAUUCAUUCUGCUUGUGUUAAAUGAAUGAAGCCCUUUAUUAUUUCUCUGCGAUUGCAUGAUUCAAUUUCAUUUUUGUACAUUUCAAACAUUUCAUAACUGCAACAUUUCUCAUCAAUUUUGGGAAAUAUCAGCAUCAGUUUUACUUUGAAUACUAAGAAUUAGACUGAAUUAUGGCCUUCACUGGCUAAUGUUAACCUCAAAUAUGCCAAUACCUUCUACCAAGCUGAUUAAUAAACCUUAGAAACACUUAUGUUGUUCAGUCCCUCCACAUUUUGAAAGGGGCUCUUUUACUGUCAGGUUGCCAGAGACAUGGAUGUAGUAGACUGCUCAGUCCAUAUGUAUCAGUAAAUGAGUGUAUGGUUGUCUGCAUCUCAAAUGUGUAUAUGUAUGAUGGAGUUUGUUAGACUGACAGAACUGGAUGAUCAUAUGUUGUUUGUUUCAGAUACUGUUUGUUCUGAAUGUUUAAGAUGAAUGUACAGCUCUGCUUUCUUCCAGUGAAUCUCAUGAAAGCAUGUCUGGGUCAUAUUUCAUAAUGAAAAUUGGAAACUGCAUUAUGCUUUAAAAAUGAAUAAAGCCCAUUUUUAGGAUCAUUAGGUUUUUUUGCAUUGUGACAUUUUGAUAUUAAGCAAAUUUUUUCUCAAAUUCUCAUUAGCGUAAUGCAUCUGUAUAUUUUACUUUUGAGAUCUUAUUUUCAUUUCAUAUGUUCAUUUUAUAGUCAUUUUGUUAUUUCAUUUGUUCGCAGUGACGAUUCUCAGUAAUAGUAUUUUUAGUAUCAACAGUAGAGGUUUUUGAAUGUCACAAUACAAAAAAAUAAAACAAGUCUUAAAGGGAUAGUUCAACCAAAAAACAAAAUACACUCAUCAUUUAAUCAACCUCAUGCCAUCCCAGAUGUGUAUGACUUUCACUGAACACAAAGAUUUUUAGAAUAAUAUUUCAGCUCUGUAGGUCCAUACAAUGCAAGUGAAUGGUGAUCAGGCCUUUUGAAGCACCAAAAAAGAGAUUAAUUAGCAUAAAAGUAAUCCAUAUGACUCCAGUGGUCUAAUCAAUGUCUUUUGAAGUGAUCCAGUUGGUUUUGGGUGAAAAAAGUGAAAAUAUUACUUUGUCACUUUACAUCUUGCCAUUGCAGUCUCUAGGCCCAAUCAUGAUUUCAAGCUCAAUUACAAUUCCUAGUGCUUGGUGCAGAGUGCUAGAUGGCUCUAUAGGAAGUAUAAUUGAGCUUGAAAUCAUGAUCGCCAAGGAGACUGCAGAUGUCAACAUGUACUGUGAAAAAAGUUGUUACAUUUUGGUCUGUUCUCACCCAAAACCAACUGGAUCGCUUCAGAAGACAUUGAUUAAACCACUGGAGUCUGAUGGAUUGUUUAUGCUUGUUUAUGCUAUAUUUAAAGUUUUGGUCACUUCAUUUUCUUUGUGAGGACCAACAGAACUGAGAUAUUUUUCUGAAAAUCUUUGUUUGUGUUCUGCAGAACAAAUAAAAUCAUACACCUCUAGGAUGCCAUGAGGGUAAGUGAUGAAAGAAUUUUCUUUUUUGGGUGAACUAUCCCUUUAUUAUCCUUUCAGGUGAAAAAUGGGCCAGACAUGUUCUUAACAGGCUUUGUGAGGUUCACUAUAUUGUACGAUAUCGGGAACUUGUGAUGGGUCAUUUCAAAAUCUAGUGUUGGUUCAUUAUAAAUGUAUUUGAUGUGAUGGAUGCAGAGAAACCAAAAAUUCAUAUGUUAAGUUUUUGUUUUGUAGCAAGAAUGAUUCUUUUCUUUUGACAACAGUACUGGUCUACAUUUAUUACAAUGAGGCCAUUUACGUUCAAUUUCAAUUACCGGUACGUUCAUUUCCAAGUUCAAUUUGACCCAUACAUCAGCUUAUUGCUGUUGAUUGACCGUAACACGUCACGUGAUGAUCAUGUGAUGAUGAUGUAAUGGGUGCUUUGCUCUUUAAGGAAUGUUCCGGGUUCAAUUCAAGUUAAGCUAAAUCGACAGCAUUUGUGGCAUAAUGCUGAUUACCACAAGAAAUAAUUUAGACUCGUUUCUCCUUUUCUUUAAAGAAAUUAAAAAACCAUGACAUUACACUGGGGACAAUGGAAGUGAAUGGGGCCAAUUUUUGGAGGGUUUAAAGGCAGAAAUGUGAAGCUUAUAAUUUUUAUAAAAGCAUUUGCAUUAAUUCUACUGUUAACUUGUUAUUUGAGCUGUAAAGUUGAUUAAGUUGUAAUUUUAGUAUUUGUUGACAUUACAUCGUCAUGGAAACAGUUGUAAAAUUGGCUAUAACUUUACACAGAAAAGUUUAGUAAGUGAUUUAUUCACACUAAAAUCAUGUGUACACACAUGUCCUUUGUUUUGUGGUUGCACUUUGAAAAAAGUGAGUAUUUUAAUGUUAACAAAUUGGCCCAUAUUCACUUCCAUUGUACUGCAAGUGCCUCACUGGAACCUCGAUUUUCUUAUUUAUUUUAAAGAAAAGGAGGGACGAGUCGAAAACAUUUUUGUGGAAAUCAAUAUUGUCACAAAUGCUGUCGAUUGAGUUGAACUUGGAACAUUCAAUUAAGCUCCUAAAAUGCAUGUUAUUUUUUUAUCACAAAUGAAAGUUGAGAAGUUAGAUUUGAUAAUUAUUCAUAUCAUGGAAUGUAUUAGAAAUAUGCUCCGUUGUUUCAGCAAUGAAAGAUAUAGUUAACCCUCCUGUUGUCCUUUUGGUCAAUUUUGAUCCAUAUUGAAAAACAUUCAAAAUGCAAAUAUUAUUGAUUAGUGUACAGUGGAACUAAAGACUCCCCUUUUAUUGUUGUCCCAAAGUGUAUUAUGAUGGGGGGAAUAAUGUAUACCAAAUAUUAAUGGAGCAACAUCAUUUUUAAAGAUAAAAAAUGUAUAUAUAUAUAUAAAUAUCUAAAAACUUGGCAAAUAUUGGACUAGUGUCUGUGUGUGGAUGUGCAUGUGUGCAAAACCCUGUUUUAGAGGAAAGUAUGCAAUUUGUGGGAAAGAUGCAGUUCCCCGUGAAACAGGUGGGGAAGUUAAAGACCAGUAUAGGGGGCUAGGGGCUAAAUUUGUAAUAUUUUUAGCUAAUUUUGAUUCAUAAAUGUAAAAAAAUAUAUAUAUAUUCAAAGCUGGAAAACAUUCAGAAAUUUCGAAGGUAAAUGGUCACAACUGGUUCUUCCCAUACGGGUCAAAAUUGACCAUUAACCAUUAAGACAGUGGAAGGAACAGUUUGUUUUAAAUUGUUAUUUCUCUUAAUUAAAAUGUGCAACAUCAAAAAAAUACUUAGGUUUUUAUUUUUAUGGUCUUGACAAAGUCACAAUGUUUGGUUUCAGUACAAAAAACUAUGUGGCAUUUAUAACUUAUUCUUUACCUGGCCUGGGUCAUAAAUGGCCAUAAGACAAUAGGAGGGUUCAGUUACAUGUACAUAUCACAGGCUUUAUGCUACUCAGGUGGUUUUGAUGGAUCAGAUGUUUCUAAAUGUGCAUUAUUGGGCUUCGGCAAUCUAGGUUGAGUUCUUCGAUGAGCAGUGCUCUGAUGUGCGUCAUUUUAUCCUUUUUACAAAGUCUGCACACUACACCGUGGCCUUACGAUGAUUUAAUAAAACAUAUG
Messenger RNA from Xyrauchen texanus (razorback sucker), 6612 nucleotides. Its product is annotated as beta-1,4-galactosyltransferase 3-like. Lineage: Eukaryota; Metazoa; Chordata; Actinopteri; Cypriniformes; Catostomidae. Gene Ontology annotation, molecular function: glycosyltransferase activity. Gene Ontology annotation, biological process: carbohydrate metabolic process. The transcript is spliced from 8 exons. The record is from RefSeq and is a predicted model, not a curated record. The coding region runs from base 629 to 1702 and encodes 357 amino acids.